GGUGGGAGCGAGGCUGCGGCUGCGCUCAGCCUGAGAGUGCCCGCCUGAGGAAGCGCUACAGGCUGCUGCUGAGCGUGUAGCUUUUCCAGGGGCUCAGUUCCCAGCCAGACACCCCUUGGCCUCCCUUUUUUGUGGAGAGGGGAAGUUUUUGUCUUAUCUUGAAAGACCUGGGCUGGGUUUCCUCUCCUUUUUGAUUUUUUAAGUAGUUACCCCCCUGAGAACUGACUUCAAAGAAAGCAGAGUGGUCCGCAUGCUAGACCGAAGACAGGAUGACAGUUUCUGAGACUGACUAAUAACGCCUCAGGUAACCCCCCGCCGCCACCACCCCAUGCAAAAUGCCUUUUAAAGCAUUUGAUACCUUCAGAGAAAAAUUUCUGAAACCUGGAAAAGAAGGACUGAAGAAUGCCGUGGGAGAUUCGUUGGGAAUUUUACAAAGAAAAAUCGAUGGGACCAAUGAGGAAGAAGAUAACAUCGAGCUGAAUGAAGAAGGAAGGCCAGUGCAGACAUCCAGGCAGAGGCCCCCACUCUGCAACUGCCAGUGCUGCGGUAUACCCAAGCGCUACAUCAUCGCCAUCAUGAGCGGGCUGGGAUUCUGCAUUUCCUUUGGGAUUCGGUGUAAUCUUGGAGUUGCCAUCGUGGAAAUGGUCAACAACAGCACUGUAUUUGUUGAUGGAAAACCAGAAAUUCAGGCAGCACAGUUUAAGUGGGAUCCAGAGACGGUGGGCCUUAUCCAUGGAUCUUUUUUCUGGGGUUACAUUGUGACACAAAUUCCAGGUGGUUUCAUUUCAAACAAGUUUGCUGCUAACAGGGUCUUCGGAGCCGCCAUCUUCUUAACAUCAGCCUUGAACAUGCUCAUUCCUUCUGCGGCCAGAGUGCAUUACGGCUGUGUCAUGUGUGUCAGAACCCUGCAAGGCCUCGUGGAGGGUGUGACCUACCCAGCCUGCCAUGGGAUGUGGAGCAAGUGGGCACCACCUUUGGAGAGAAGCCGACUGGCCACAACCUCUUUCUGUGGAUCCUAUGCGGGGGCAGUGAUUGCCAUGCCCCUGGCUGGGGUGUUGGUACAGUACAUUGGAUGGGCCUCUGUCUUUUAUAUUUAUGGCAUGUUUGGGAUUAUUUGGUACACAUUUUGGCUGUUGCAGGCCUAUGAGUGCCCAGCAGCUCACCCAACAAUAUCUGAAGAGGAGAGGACCUACAUAGAGACAAGUAUAGGAGAAGGAGCCAACUUGGUUAGUCUAAGUAAAUUUAAUACACCAUGGAAAAGAUUUUUCACAUCAUUGCCAGUUUAUGCAAUUAUUGUGGCAAAUUUUUGCAGAAGCUGGACCUUUUAUUUGCUGUUAAUAAGUCAGCCUGCUUAUUUUGAAGAGGUCUUUGGAUUUGCAAUAAGUAAGGUGGGCCUCUUGUCAGCAGUCCCACACAUGGUUAUGACCAUUAUUGUGCCCAUAGGAGGACAAUUGGCUGAUUACUUAAGAAGCAGAAAAAUUUUGACCACAACUGCUGUCAGAAAAAUCAUGAACUGUGGAGGUUUUGGCAUGGAGGCAACUUUACUUCUGGUGGUUGGCUUUUCCCAUACCAAAGGGGUGGCCAUCUCCUUUCUGGUGCUUGCUGUCGGAUUUAGUGGCUUUGCUAUUUCAGGUUUUAAUGUCAACCACCUGGACAUUGCCCCCCGCUAUGCCAGCAUUCUCAUGGGGAUCUCAAAUGGAGUGGGAACCCUCUCGGGGAUGGUCUGUCCCCUCAUUGUUGGCGCAAUGACCAAGCACAAGACCCGUGAGGAAUGGCAAAAUGUGUUCCUCAUAGCUGCCCUGGUGCACUACAGUGGCGUGAUCUUCUAUGGGGUCUUUGCUUCAGGGGAGAAACAGGAGUGGGCUGACCCUGAGAAUCUCUCUGCGGAGAAGUGUGGAAUCAUCGACCAGGAUGAAUUAGCUGAGGAGGCAGAACUCAGCCAUGAGAGUUUUGCAAGUCCCAAAAAGAAGACGUCAUAUGGCGCCACCACCCAGAAUUGUGAAGUCCUCAAGAAGGAAUGGAGAGGAGAGAGAAGAGUGGCCCUCGAGGAGGAAGAGCUGACGUCCUACCAGCAUGAAGUGGGACCCUUCGCAGACACAUCCUAGUGGUUGAGGCGCACUUCCAUACCCUCCUCAUCUUAGAACCGGAAAGUAUCCUUACCUGCUGCCUUCCCAUAGCCCAGCUCGCCAGAGGGUCGAAGAUGUGAAUGCUAGAGGUAGGAGGGGGAGGAGAGGAGAUUUAAUUAGCAAUAGAAAAGAGGAAAAUAUUAUCUUUUAAUGAAAUGGUUGUGGAGCUUGCUCUCAGUUGGCACCAGGGGCAUACAAAGAAUACAUGUUUUGAUUAGCAGUUGACUUCUCUCAAAGAACUGAACUUACACAGAUAGGAAUGACUAGAAGGAUAAGGGAGACAAUACCACACUGUUCAAAGAAAAAUAAAAGGAAAUGGGGAUAUUUGGCUUGGAGGAGAGAAAACAAUAGCUGUCUCCACAUUGUCUGAGGGUAGCCAGGCAGAAGAGGGUUUCCUGUUACAAAGGCUGCUGCUCACGGAGGCACUGUAUUGUGCCAGGUGCUUUAUGAACAUUCUUGUUUGAUUUCCACAUCCCUAUGACAUACAUGAUCUCCAUUUUACAACUAAGGAAGCUAAGGCAACAAGAUACUGAUUUGCCCAAUGUCAUCCUGCCAGGGCCAGUGCUAAAGUUAGUGGAGUUCAAAAUAGGAGGCUAUUUUGGGGAAGAAGUGUUCACCUCAGGGCAGAGAAGACAUUUUAAAUAAUGAAAAUUGAAAAUGCGCUGGGUGGUCUUGUGGCUAAUCCCCUAUUUUGGCUGUCAUGGGAGUUGGGAAACACCUGGGCUGAUAUGGCAGAAAGCAUUAAAACAUUGUAUAUAUAAGGGGCUGGAUUCAAAGACCCUUAGGGUCCUAUUUUUAUGCUUGAAAAGUCAAAUGAGUCUGUGAAUUCAUAGUUUUUUUUUUAAGUAAUAAGGGUUGCAGACUAUGUGAGAGAUUCAAACAGGUUAAAAGAAAAAAAAAAAGAAGAAAAAGCUAAACAAGAUACCCAGAUUUCCAGGAAUCUGAUGAUAAAGGUGGCUUAGCUGUUAAAAUUCAGAAGAAGUAAAGAAAGGCUUAGCUAUUAAAAUUCAACCCUUCAUAAUAUCAAGAAUAUGAUUAAAUAAUAUCUCAAACUAUGUGCAAAUCUUUAAAACAUUUAGUAAUUUAAGCCACCAGUUCGUGUGUUUAAUUAGGUAAAAUUCUCUUGAAAGAGUCUUCUGUUUAUAAAAGUACAUGUCUUCAGCCAUUUGUGCUGCUGAUAUUGGGAAGUUUUAUUAAGUUAUAUGAAAUCAUGAUUGAAGUAUUCCUAGACUGUAUUUGGAAUGAUAUUCAGGGAAACCACAAUAAUAUAGCAGUAGUUAUAUAGAGAAGUUACUAGAAUGAAAACAUCUGUGACAACUAGACCCAUAGUGUUGAAAAAUUCAUCUUUGCAUAGGGCAAUAACAUGGCUACUCUCUAGAUAUAUUUUAAAAUGUAAUGAUAUUUUAAAAUUUAAUGUUGGCAUGUAAAGGGUUGUUUGAAAAUAAAAUUAU
Messenger RNA from Manis pentadactyla (Chinese pangolin), 3577 nucleotides. RefSeq names its product solute carrier family 17 member 8 (gene SLC17A8). Bases 336 to 2105 code for a protein of 589 amino acids. Gene Ontology annotation, molecular function: neurotransmitter transmembrane transporter activity; L-glutamate transmembrane transporter activity. The record is from RefSeq and is a predicted model, not a curated record. Gene Ontology annotation, biological process: regulation of synapse structure or activity; monoatomic anion transport; neurotransmitter loading into synaptic vesicle. Gene Ontology annotation, cellular component: excitatory synapse; synaptic vesicle membrane. Lineage: Eukaryota; Metazoa; Chordata; Mammalia; Pholidota; Manidae. The transcript has 12 exons.